CUAACAAACGACUAUUGCAUUAUGCAUCGUCUGGUAUUGCAUCAUCAUAUUUCGUCUUGUGUGGAAUAAAGUUUUUAAUCCAUUUUCCAUCUUUGAGCAUUAAAAUAAAGUAUUUUCAGUAAAAUCAUUUAAUCGUAUUGCAAAAUCAAAGCUUCGUUUAUAUAAAAGCGAUUCAAUUUCUUGCCUAAUUUCGUGAGCAGCAAAAUUUUCCAUAAUUUAAGUCCAUCAGUAGUGGUAAGAAAAAAAAAUCUCGCUUGAAAAAUAUAUCUGAACGUCUAACCCGAUUUCAUUCGAAUAUUAAACAAAAAUGGCCCAAAACACCGAGCAACAUGUUCCUGUCGAACAACAAGCCACCAAACAGUACGAGUUUCAUUUGUGUGACAAGUCUUGUGCGAGUCUCUAUUUGCAACCGGAUUUGACGGAUGUCAAUUUUUUGUUUUAUGAAGAAAACACGACCGAUAUCAAUGCGAAAAAAUUAAUUGAAAAAGUGCCAGCUCAUAAACUGAUUUUGGCAUCCUCAAGCUCUGUAUUCCGCGCCGAAUUCUACGGUUCAAUUAAGGAAAAAGGUGACGUGGAAAUCGUCGAUUCAUCGCCAGAGGCGUUCAAAGAAUUUUUGCAGUGUUUUUAUCUCAGCACUGUUACAUUCACAAUGAAGCACAUCCCCGAAAUAAUGUAUUUGGCCAAUAAAUACAUGGUCGCCGACUGCAUGGAUGGAUGUGCCAAAUAUCUGAAUGACAAUUUAACAUCGACCAACGUUUGCUGGGUCUAUGACUUUGCCAUACUGCACGAACACCACCAGUUGAAGCAAUUUUGUGAAGAACACAUCAUUUCGAAUGCUGAACGAGUGCUAGAAUCGGACGAAUUCCGCACUUGCAGCCAAAAAUUGUUACGUGAAAUUCUGAAAUUGGAUCUUCGUUGCCAAGAAUCAAUCGUAUUCGAUCGCUGUUUGGCUUGGGCAAAGAAUGCAUGCCAACAAAACGGCUUAGACGAAAAGGUUUCAGUGAAUUUGCGGAACCAACUGGGCGAUUGUUUGUUCUUGAUUCGAUUCGGAACAAUGACAAUUCGGGAAUUUUCUGAAGCCACACUCAAGUGUGAAGGUAUGUUUACAGUUUAUGAAAUGGGCGAUAUAUGGCGUUCUAUAUCGUUUAAAGGUUUCGUUUCGAAGAAAUUUAAUCAAAUUCCACGGACACUUUGCUGGGACGAAAGCAAAGUUUGGAAGUGUUAUCCAAAUACUACUACUCUAUUGCAAUCGCUUCAAGGCUGUGAAAGUGUUUUCAUUACGUCGAACAAGACGACAUUGCUUAGCGGUAUAUAUUUUGUCUUCAGUUACGACGAACGUUACGUUCCCAGUACAUUGAACGCCAAAGUCAGCAUUGUAGAAAUAAAAGGCCAUUCAUUUGCUACCGAAACUGGAAAAAUUCUAUUUGAAGAAACGAAGAACAUGAAGAAUAGCAUCGCAGGAAAUUACUUCAAGCCACCGAUACCAAUCGUUAUCAAUGCGAGCAACACAUACCAAAUUUGUUUAGAAUUUUCAAACUACUACGGAGGCGGCUAUAUUUACAGACGCAAGCUUGGCGAAGUAAUAUCAAAGAAUGGCCUAAGCAUUACAUUCCAAAAUGAUUGUGGUCGCGAUCAUAUAAUUACUGGAUUGGAGUUAAUCGACUAUUAGUUGGACCAAUCGAAUACGAUUUGAUUUGAUUAAGUUGAUUUCCAUUACGACAAAAAACGUUAACAUUUUCUUUCAUAUAAACUUCUUACCAAUGAACAUCAA
This is a messenger RNA of Contarinia nasturtii (swede midge), 1771 nucleotides long. RefSeq names its product BTB/POZ domain-containing protein 6-A-like. Lineage: Eukaryota; Metazoa; Arthropoda; Insecta; Diptera; Cecidomyiidae. The coding region runs from base 308 to 1669 and encodes 453 amino acids. The transcript has 2 exons. Gene Ontology annotation, biological process: neurogenesis. Gene Ontology annotation, cellular component: cytosol. The record is from RefSeq and is a predicted model, not a curated record. Gene Ontology annotation, molecular function: protein binding.